AAUAUGCGUACACACACAUACAUAUAUAUAUACAUAUACAUAUAUUAUAGUAUCGAUGUAACGAAGACAACGAACUCGAGUCACUUAUACACGUGCUGAAUACACAAGAAAGAGCGGGACCAUUCUUAUUCGCCUAUUUUAUAAAUCGUUAAUCUAUCUCUCGUUUCCGAUGCUUUCGAUAUCAAAGGUAGCCACGCGCGUGAUUCGAUAAUCGUCGAAAAGAAAGAAAGAAAAAAAAAAAAAUUCGUAUACAACAACGACAAGAACGUAUCAAUUCCGAUGUUUGAUCUCGCGAUAUUUCGCGAAUAUGCGUAAUUAACCUCGAAUUCGGCAACCGUGACUGAUAAUUUUUUUUUUUUUUUUUUUCGGAAUGAGCAAGAUUUAUCUGAUUUGAACGAGGAGAAGAAGGAAAGGGGGAAAGAAAAAAAGAAAAAAGAAAAAAAAAAGAGGCGAAAAAUUGCAAGGAUGUUUGAUCCUCGCAUCGAUGUUCCAUACCUUUCCCGAUCUACGUCUGCGCGUGUCGGCCGGGUCUAUAAAAGCGACGCAGGGCGUCGCGACGGCUCCAGACGCGACAUACGCGCAUAACUGAAAAUGUGACAUCGAGGGAGGGAUAGAGAUUUUAUCGUUACCAUCGUUGACAGAUUAAUCGAAAAAUUUGUGUGAAAAGUCGAGAAGACGUCGAGGCCAUCGCGGGGAUAAUUGGCUCGAGGCGAGACCCGAAUCGAUCGUUUCGUUUUUUUUUUUUUUUUGCGUAUUCGUUCGGUCGGAUUCGUUUCAGUGAACGGUACAAUGUGAACAUGUAGAACGUCGAAGGGACACGUAUACAGAAGAGAAAGAAGAAGAAGAAGAAGAAGGAGGAGGAGGAAAGGAAGAAAACGAGCGUUUUUUUGUGAAAGUUGAAAACGACGUUGAAAACUCGGUGAAUCAAUCGAAACUUGGAACUCUGUGCGUCGAUUCGUCAUCCCGCAGACACACCUUUCUCAUUCGUUCGCAAGGAUUACCGGAAUCGUUAUGAAACUUCACGAGAAGAAGGAAUCCGGGAUACACAGAGUGCAGGAGAUUCCUUUGGAGGAAUUGGAGCUCUCGAAAGAGUACGAAGUGGAGAAGACCCUCGGGGAGGGCAGUUUCGCCAAAGUGUUGUUGGCCACCCAUCGAGCUACGCGAACGAGGGUAGUUCUGAAAGCCGUCCACCAAGAGCUGACCACGGAGAAGGACUUUUUCCGCGAGUUCCACUACUCGUAUCACUUAAGCCCGCAUCCGAAUAUCCUGUGCUCGUACGCGGUCGCGUUCAAGGCGGAGAAGUGUUUCGUGUUCGCCCAGGAAUACGCCCCUUACGGGGACCUCGCCGGGAACGUGAGGGCAGGGGGUUUGAGCGAGGAGGCCUGCAAGAGGAUCGCCAGCCAGCUUUGCUCCGCGCUCGACUUCAUCCACUCGAAGCAGCUCGCGCAUCGGGACAUCAAGUUGGAGAACGUGCUUGUGUUCGCCCUCGACAUGUCGAAAAUCAAGCUGUGCGAUUUCGGGUGCACGAGGCGGGAGGGGACCCUGGUGAACAAGAUCAGGUGCACCUGGCUACCCUUCCAACCGCCCGAGAUCUACGAGAUAGUGAAGAACGAGAGAUACGCGUGCAAGAGGAGCGCCGAUUGCUGGCAAUUCGGGAUCGUUCUGUUCGUGUGCCUGACGGGGAAUCCACCGUGGCAAACCGCCGACCUCAUACAGGAUCCCGAAUACUCGGCCUUCCAAAGAUGGCUGAAGAGACGGACGACCAAAGUCCCCCCGUCGUUCAGACGGUUCACGCCCAGGUUGCUGCGAUACUUCAGGAGAACGUUCGAGCACAAGCCCGAGAAGAGGCCGCACGUGACCGAAAUCAACAAAUACUUGAAAGACUCGUGGUGCGUGAACAAGAUCAGUCACAGCGCUACGUCCACGUUGGUGGACGCAAGCGAGGGGGUAGCGAGGAGGGCGGACAGUUUGCUGUACCUCGACACGAUCCUCGAUGAUCAACGGAACGUGGACGAGAACAAGAACAAGUUGAGGAAGCUUCUCAACAGUUACGGGCUCGAGACGACGAUCGAUCAGAAGGUUGUCACGAAAAGGAUCUGGGAGUGGGUGAUGCAGUGCGACUCGAACAUAGCCGAACCGGCGUUCGUGGGUAGUUUCGGGACAGAGAGUAUGUGAGGGAUGGUCAAGGCUUCUAGCGAACCUUGCCUUAGAAGCGAACGUCAGAAACGAAAGUAUAGUUUCGGUGGGUUCGACGCUGCCCGCGAGGGAAACGCACCACCCUCUUCGCUAUGUGCCAAACCAACGUUCGAAAGAACGGCCACGAAUUCACCUUCGAUCCUUCAUUAGAGAGACAAGAGGACAAGGUGCAUCGUCCCUUCCGUGCCGUCGUUCACUCGCCUUUCACUUUCCAAUACCAAAUUCGAACGCUUUACCGAUAUGGACCGUGAAAAUGUGUGAUAAUUCCCCCUCAUUCUCCUCUCCUCCCCCCAAGUGUGUCUUUUAUUAACGUAUCUUUUCUCCACACCCAAUUAUCCACACGACUCACGCUCUCACCUAUUCCGAUCCUUUCUCUGAUGAUCCACGUCAUUUCCCUCGCUGCAUCAAUCUUCUCUACGAGCGGACCAAUUAUCGACAAAUGUAUGUGCGUUAUUUAUUAUCGCGUACAAACAUCUUUCGUACGCUUCCUCCUUCGAGCGUGGAAGACCCUCGAGACGAGAAUUGCCUAAAGACUGUACGAAGAAGUUGAGUGCGAUGAAUGCGAGAGAUAAUCGGGGCGAUCCUGAACGCGAAACGAAUGUGAUAGAAAAAGAGAAAAGAAAAAAAGAAAAAAAAGAAAAAAAAGAAAAAAAAAAAGAAAAAAAGAAAACUCGUUAAGACUGGGACGAGCGAAUGCGAGCGUAAAUGCGAAAUCGGUGUUUUCGGUGUCGACUAUAGAGACAAUAAUGACUGCGGAUUUCCUAAUAAUUUAUUACAUUACGAUAAUUAUAAUAAUAGUUUAAAACGAAACGGUAACCGGUAGAGAUCACUGUACGAGGCCUUGCGUGAAAUCGAGGAUUUCGUUCCAUCGUGCAAUCGUAAGAGGAAACACGUUCUAAACGUUCGCGGCGAAAAAUGGAGCGAAAAAUUUGGAAAGAAAAAAAAAAAAAAACUCGAAUAGAGAUUAAUUCGGUAUAUAGCGUCGUUAAGCGAUAUAGCGUAUGCAUAAACAUAGCGCGCAUAUAUUCUUUUAGCAAUUUAUCGGUAGAAGGAGAGAACAUAUAGAAAUCGAUCGAUGGUACACAAUUUGGUAGAGUUACCUUACCACGAAACAGCAGGCUAUACACGCGCAGUGACGCGUAUUCUUCCCCUACGUAAUGCGAAAUUUGUAAUUAGUAAAAUUGUAUUAUAUAGAAUCAAGUUGCUACAAACGAGGAAGAGGAAAACAAGAAGGGAAGAAAUAUGCAAUAACAACGCGUUGGGCCUCCGUUAUCGCGAAACAAUGUUUUCUAUAUAAAUGAUAUCGAAAUAAACGCAUUAAAUAUAAAUAAUUGCAACACAGUCUAUGAUGGUAUUCUCUCGAGUCAGCCUCUCUUUUUUAAAAUUUUUUAAAAACUGUUAGAUAAGACUUAUUAUUCUUUCUUGUAGCGAAUGAAAGAAGGAAAAACUGUUCGAACGAUUCAACAAACGAAACUGUUCGCUGGUUGAAACGAAUUUAUUUUCUUCAAGGAAAAAAGAGUUAUCAAAAUAUAUCUGACUUUACAUUUACAUUGCGAUAUAUUUCCGCGAUGUUUUUUAAUUACGAG
Messenger RNA from Apis laboriosa (Himalayan honeybee), 3782 nucleotides. It is a transcript of the gene meng, whose product is annotated as serine/threonine-protein kinase meng-po. Gene Ontology annotation, biological process: peptidyl-threonine phosphorylation; peptidyl-serine phosphorylation. The transcript is spliced from 2 exons. Gene Ontology annotation, molecular function: ATP binding; protein serine/threonine kinase activity. The record is from RefSeq and is a predicted model, not a curated record. NCBI's taxonomy places the organism in Eukaryota, Metazoa, Arthropoda, Insecta, Hymenoptera, Apidae. Bases 1012 to 2175 code for a protein of 387 amino acids.